AUGCCGUCCAUAGGUGUCUGUUCGCUCUGCCAAACAAAGUGCGUUGCCGUUUGGGUAACGGACCCAUGCAAACACGAAGCCUGUUACAAGUGCCUCACGUCCCGCGGCAGCAUCACCACUUGCUUUGAAUGUAAGAAAAAAUUCAAAUUCCUCAGGUGCCCAGGUUCCCAAUAUGGAUGCCAGUUCAACGCCAGUCAGGGAACGUGGGAGCAGCACGAGGUCAAGUGCACGUUCCUCCCCGUGGAAUGCCCCUACCGAUGCGGUGUUAUUCUAUCCAAGAAAACUCUUAGCAGGCACAUUAUCGGCGAGUGUCCACUACGACUUGCAACUUGCCGAUAUUGCCAGGACAGCGUGUUUCAAGUUGAGCUUGAUGAUCAUGAAAAGUCUUGUCCGGAAGCGCCGAUCAGCUGCCCAUUUUGCCCCCAAGGAAACAUCAAACGGGGUCGCCUGUCGGACCACGCUAAAACGUGCCAGAAGACUCCUAAGCCCUGCCCUUUGAAUAAGUAUGGAUGUGGCUUCGUGGGAUUGGACACUGUCAUGGAUGAACACCUGAACGUCAAAAACCAUGUCCCGUGCUUUCAGAAACUAAACACGGACAUGGAAGAACGAGAUACGGAGAUUGCUCGUUUACGCGCGCAUGUCGACACCCUGAAGAAUGAGAUGAAGGAAUUUUUUGCAGCUGGUGUCGUGCCAUUUGACGAAGAACUGAAAUGGACGGUGAUCUUAAAUCAUUCCAGGGGCACUUCGUGGACCAGCCCCAUAUACAAACAUCGUAACACAAAGACCUCGUUCUGCUUCACGUUGACAUUUUUUGACAAUGGAUACUCCAUGACAUUGAAGCAGUAUCUCCUUGCAGAAGAAGACUCAUCUGAAGAUGAACAAUUCAUGGUCAAGGUUGAGAAGAAGUCCAGUGGGCAGUUCAGCGAGAUUGACAGAAGGGAUGGAAUUGUGUGCAAAGAUCAGAAACUCCUGGAUUGGAGACAUGGCAAUGAAACAAUUUAUGUUGUAACGUUUGUUGAGAAGGGCAAUAGUUAUCGAGUGGCUCGCCGUUCAGAAAGGCACCAAUGA
Molecule: messenger RNA, 1068 nt
Organism: Ornithodoros turicata
Lineage: Eukaryota; Metazoa; Arthropoda; Arachnida; Ixodida; Argasidae
Product: TNF receptor-associated factor 4-like
Exons: 1
Coding region: 1-1068 (355 amino acids)
Molecular function (GO): zinc ion binding
Source: RefSeq, a predicted model, not a curated record